UAGAUUGGGUAAAAUUGUAGGUUGGGUCAAAGAUAGAUUGUCUGUUGUUAGUCACCCGCCACCCGCCACCAGAAAAUUGAAUGUUUUGAAAAGUUAUCUUAUCACAUGCUCCGUACCGUACAUGCUAUCAAUUAACUUAUUUUGAAUUGAUGGAGUUCAUUUUUUGAAUUUAAUCAAUACUUACUAUAAAAUGGAGGAUUCACAGGAAGAUAAUGAUGCUCAGAAAAGUGGGACCACUGUAACUCCGCAAAGAACAACGGAAGUGACAAAGGAGCCAUGGUCCAUUCCUGUGUGUCCUUAUAUAAACUGGACUGGGAUACCCAAAGGAAAGAAAGCGGCUCACGUUGUGUACCAGCAACAGUCACUCAAACAAAGAUUGCAAAGUGCAAAAGAAAGGCGGAGUCAGAGAGCUGGCCACUUGAAAGGUGCUCACAAACUAGUGAUGGAGAUGGUGGCUUUCACUCUGCACUCGACAUUCAAUCUAGUGGAAGAAGGAGUGCUCGAUUCAGAUGAGCAUGUUGAGCUGUUUGAUAGCAUCUUUUCUCGUGGAGGUCGGAAAGCGAUCAUAUUUAACAUCAGUGAGCAACCGCUCCCUCCUAUUGAAUGUGGAAGAUUUCCACAAUUGCCGAAAACUGAAACGAUGGUGAGAUGCAUGAUUACAGAUGGUGCUGUACCUUUAAACUUGAUGGGAGAUUGUUUAAUUGUUUACCGAUCGCGAUCUGACUUCAACGCUGAAGUGAAGGAAGUUUCAGAUGAAUACUGCUAUGCUAAAUUCACGAUUAAUGAAAAUACUCCAAACGUUAUAAGUGCUAUUUGUGCACUAUUCAAAAAAAUAUACAAAGAGCACAUGCAUUCGAAUACUCACUGGGGGGCUCUCAACAAAGCUUUGAAAGGUCCAGAAAUUAAAAAAUCGUUCAUGGCAGAUUAUGAUAAUUACGUUGACUUUAUGGAGGCUACUACAAUCAAUUUACAGUCUGUGGUGAAAUUUGAAAUCGACGAAGAUCUUUUCAGCGCAGUGAAAAUUAUGCCGCACACCCGAGUGCAUCCAAGUCCGGUCGAUGCUGUCGAGGGUCUUGUCAAGCAAUGGAUACAACAAGUUCAAUCGGUUUUGAUAGAAAGUGAUCAGAUACGCUGCGAGGCAUCGACUAUAUCUCCACAAUCAGAAUUGGAGUACUGGCGUCGUCAACUAACUCAAUUCGCAAGCAUAGUUGAGCAUUUCAAGUCGAACGCAUGUGAGGCUUACAUCAAUCUUCUGAUCAAUUUUGAGUCGCCUUUGAUGGAGAAGUGGAAUAAUGUCCAUGAACGGGCCACAUCAGCAAUGUAUGAAGCUGGUGAUAAUGUGAAGUUUUUAUCGGCCUUGGAAGAAUAUUGGAAACCAUUGUAUACAUCAAAUCCUGAAACUAUUGGAAGCUACGUAAAGAGUCUCUUAUUCGCUAUCAAGACUGGAUUCUCAUCAUCCAGAUAUUUGAAUACUUCAGAAAGGAUUACAGCUCUUUUAGUGAAGGUGACGAACCAAAUGCUGAAUAGUUGCUAUGCUUAUUUAACAGAAAAUAAGACAAAAACUAUUUGGCAACAAAAGAAGAGUACAGCUAUCAGUAAAAUGAAGAUCUGCCUGAAUCUCUACGAGAACUACUAUCAAUGCUACAGCGAAAUAAAAAACGAUGUUGCUGACGCUUUCCAGGAAAGUGAGUGGAACUGCUCUGAGAUGUCGAUCUUUGGAAAUCUCGAAAGAUUCGGAAAACGUUUGAAAAAGCUAACAAGUGUUCUAGAAACAGCACUCAAGUAUUCAAUAAUUGAAAGUUCAAAAAUCGAAGGCAUUGAAGAACAUGCGAUGAAGUUUAAACAAAUAUUUGUGACCAUUUCUUCGAAACCUUACGACGCAAUAAAUAGUUAUCGCAAGCCAGAUUUCGACGUCGACUAUGAGAAGUUUAUGACUGCGAUUGAGGCAGCUGAGGUGUCGCUGCGAGAGUUCAUGCAUCAGACAUUGGCACUCAUUCCGAAAUUCGAAAUCACUCUUGGAAUGUUGGCAAGGUUUGAUAAACUGAAUCUUGACAGCCUGAAUAUGACUGGAGCUUACAUAAAUUCAUUGGAAAAAUUCACCAGUGAAAUAGAAGAGCUCCGGGACUAUUAUAAUGAGACUAGAACACUACCGGCAAUUCCAAGGAACAUGCCUCCCAUGUCGGGACGAAUCUAUUGGAUGAGACAAGUCUAUAAGCAUAUGGGUGUACCAAUGAAUAUCUUGAAGGAUAAAAGGGAAGUAAUGAGAUCCGAUAACGCUCAAAAAAUGAUCAUUCUUUUCAAUUGCUUGCAAAGAGUUGCAAUUGAAUAUGAAGUUUUGCAUCACAGGAACUGGUCAGCCUUCUGUAUCCAGAUCUAUUCUGCCUUAUGUGUGCCAGUGCUUGCUCAAGAGAAAACUCAGUUCUACAUCGUCAAUCUUCAUCAGAAUGUUUACGAACUGGUUUUGGAAACUAAAAUCAUGAGAAGAAUGAAGUUGGAAGUUCCAGAUCUAGCUCAAUUGAUCGUAGCAUUUGUCAAAAAUCUAAUGAGGACAAAGGCACAGUUGCACUCUCUAAUCAAAAGGAACUUGAAAAUUUUGAAGUCAAUUCCUCCCUUAUUGAACGAACUUGCUCAAUGCCAGGUUUUCAAAUUGGAAAAUGCUUUUGCACCAUGUUUGUCAUUCGUUACCUGGACUUCCCUGAAUACCGAUUCGGUUCUAGAAUCGAUUGAAAAAACUUUGGCAGAAGUGGAACUCUUCAUGAAAGAGGCCAAUGAUUUGAUAGAAGCUCGAAUUGAGGAAGUAUUGAAUGGUAUGGCGUCACUUCUGAUGGUAGUGCUGCCAAAUGAGCCAGUCAUGUCCUCCCAACUACUGGCAAAAAAUCUGGAAUAUCAUACUUCUGUCGCUGAAGACAUGCACAGACGCUCCCAGAGCGUCGAAGAUUCUGUCAUUGAACUGAUUGAUAAAUUCGUUUACGCUUCAGUGCAGAUAAUGCCACAUAUGGAUGAGAGCUUUGACGUCAACAGCCUAACAGUACCUUCAAUGGAAAUAUUCAACUACUUUGAGCAAAAAAAUAUUGAAGCCAUCGCUAAAUCAGUGGUGAAAUCAUUCACUGCACUCUGGUCUCGUGUUGAUCCUACAGUGAUGAAACACGAAAAAAAUCAAGUUACAAAUUUGAGAAAACCUCUCUUACUGGCUGAUGUGGUUCUGAAUAUUCCCAACAUAAUUCUCUCGCCAACAUUUGAAGUCAUGCAAGCCAAUUUUAGAAAUAUUCUCCAGGGAAUACUGGAAGUUCCCAAAUCAAUUAUGAUGUGGGGUGUCAAGAAAGGUCAUGUAUUUGUAGACUCGAAUACUAAGGUGCAUGACAUAUCUCCCAUUGACAGCUUCAGAUCAUCCACAACAGAAAAACAAUCUUCUUCAUGUGAACAAAUUGUCCCUGCAAAAGUUACAACUCAUAAAAAGAACUAUUUCAGAACUGUAUCCAAGCACAAGGAUGUCGUCAACUUGCUAGAAGAUCUGCAAAACAGUCUCAUGCUUAUCAAACCGGCCAUCCAAAAUGCACUCCAGGGCUACCGGUCAUUCAGCUAUCUAUGGGAAAACAACCGAGAAGAGCAGAUAAAAACUUUUGUGCAGUCUGACCCUCUUACAAUCGAUAUUCGUGAUUUUUUCUUGAAAUUGGUGAAACAAAAUGAAGAAAUCAAUAGUUUACCCAAAUUCAAUGUUAUCGGACCUUUGCAAAUGAGACUAAUCAACUUCAAAGCAUCGUUAUUGGCUGAAUGGAAAAUGUGGAAAUCGUUUUUGGGAAAUACUAUAAUUGAUGCUUAUCGUAUAAAGUUGUAUAAAAUCAUAGAUUUCAUAAACGAUAAUAAUACAACUCUCCAGAGGAAAAUAAAAGAUUUGGACGAUGUGAGAAUAGUGAUGAAAUGCUUGGAAACGAUUCGAGACGAUUUCAUAAUGAUAGAUCAGGGAAUCAUUGUUAUUGAGGAAACGUAUGCCAUUCUUGCCAAACACUCCAUUCCAGUAGACAUUGACGACAGCGAAAAAGUUGAUGGCCUCCGGUAUAAUUUCACAACUAUGCUGAAAUCAUUCCAAUCACGGUUUGAUGAACUGUGGGAUAAAUACGAAGUGUACAGUAGCGGAGAGAAACUAUUUGGAAUGACCAUCAGUGAGUAUCCCAUUCUUCAAGAGAGGAAAAAACAAUUCAACCUUCUACAGAAACUUUAUGGUCUCUAUCUGCUCGUCAAUCAGUCCAUAGAUGGAUAUUUUGAACUGGCAUGGUAUGAAGUUGAUAUUGAAGUAAUAAUGGCUGAGCUUCAAGAAUACCAGAAUAGAUGUCGAAAGCUUCCCAAAGGUAUGAAGGACUGGCCAGCGUUCAUUGAAUUGAAGAAGAAAAUUGACGACUUCAACGAAACAUGUCCUCUUUUGGAAAUGAUGGCCAACAAAGCUAUGAAGGAGAGGCAUUGGAAACGUUUGGAGAACUUGACUGGCUGUGUAUUCGAUAUUGAAUCCGAUAUGUUCACUUUGAAGCAUGUCAUGGAAGCUCCACUUCUUCAGUACAAGGAUGAUGUCGAGGAUAUCUGCAUAAGUGCGGUAAAAGAGAGAGAUAUUGAAGUUAAGUUGAAGCAAGUGAUUGCUGACUGGACGCUUGUCGAUCUCCAAUUUUCGACAUUCAAAACAAGAGGAGAAUUGCUAUUGAAGGGAACUGAAACAGGCGAAGUUAUAGCUGCUCUAGAAGACAGCCUAAUGAUUUUGAAUUCGCUGGCUUCCAACAGGUACAAUGCACCGUUCAAAAAAGAAAUACAACUGUGGGUAUGGAAAUUGGCGACUGCUGGAGAAAUACUUGAGAAUUGGCUGAUCGUUCAAAACUUGUGGGUUUACUUGGAAGCAGUUUUUGUCGGCGGAGAUAUUGCCAAGCAGCUGCCAGCAGAAGCUAAACGGUUUAGUAAUAUUGAUAGAGCCUGGGUGAAGAUAAUGAUGAGAGCGCGGGAAGUUCACAACGCGGUCGAAGUGUGUGUCGGCGAUGAGACGAUGCGGCAGCUGCUGCCUUACUUGCUCGAACAAUUGGAAUUAUGCCAGAAAUCAUUAACUGGUUAUCUUGAACAAAAGCGACUCAUAUUUCCAAGAUUCUUUUUCGUAUCUGAUCCCGCUCUGCUCGAAAUACUGGGACAAGCAUCGGAUUCUCAUACUAUACAACAACAUCUAUUGGGCGUUUUUGAAAAUGUGGCAAAGGUGGAAUUCCAUGAACGAGAUUAUGAUAGGAUACUUGCAAUUAUAUCCAGAGAAAAUGAGAAGAUACCUCUUGAGAAAGAUGUUUUGUGCAUCGGAGGAGUUGAGAACUGGUUGGGAAACCUUCUUGCAAUGGCAAGACAAUCAUUAGCGUCUGUCAUAUCUUCGUGUUGGCAAUUCUUUUCUGAGCCUGAAUACUCUUUGCUCGGAAUGUUCGAGAGAUAUCCUGCUCAGGUCGGACUUCUGGGUUUACAAAUGAUGUGGACCAGAGAUACGGAGAAUGCUCUAAAAAAAGCAAAAACAAAUAGAAAUAUUAUGAAGCGGUUACGGAGCAGCUCACACCAAUAUUGCAUUGAAGACUCCCUCUUGAAUCUCCUUGUUUUAGUUAAAUUUCCUACAUUUGUCUCUUACUUUCCAGGAAUGAAUAUGGGAGGAGCCCCUGCAGGUCCGGCCGGUACUGGUAAAACGGAAACGACCAAAGAUAUGGGCAAAUCGCUGGGCAAAUAUGUAGUUGUUUUCAAUUGCUCUGACCAAAUGGAUUUCAGAGGUUUGGCAAGAAUCUACAAAGGUCUGGCACAAUCUGGAACUUGGGGUUGCUUUGAUGAGUUCAAUCGCAUAGAGUUGCCUGUUUUGUCUGUGGCUGCUCAACAAAUCUACAUUGUCCUCAUGGCAAGAAAAGAAAGGAAGAAAACGUUUGUAUUUAGUGAUGGGGAUAUUGUAAGUUUGAAUCCAGAAUUUGGAAUAUUCAUUACGAUGAACCCAGGAUAUGCUGGAAGACAAGAACUCCCUGAAAAUCUCAAAGUUAUGUUUAGAAGUGUUGCUAUGAUGGUCCCAGACAGACAGAUUAUAAUGAGAGUGAAACUGGCUUCUUGCGGUUUCAAAGAUAAUAUUAAUUUGUCAAGGAAGUUUUUCACGUUGUACAAGUUAUGUGAGGAACAAUUGAGCAAACAGGUGCACUAUGAUUUCGGUUUGCGUAACAUUCUGUCAGUUCUGAGAACAUUGGGUGCUCAAAGAAGAGCCAAUCCAAAUGAAACAGAGGAUACUACAGUCAUGAGGGUACUGAGAGAUAUGAAUGUCUCAAAACUUGUUGAUGAAGAUGAACCGCUUUUCUUGUCCCUAAUUGAUGAUCUGUUUGUCGGGAUGAAACUCACUGCAUUUGUCCAUAAAGAGGUUCUCAAUGCAAUAGAAAAAGUAUGUUCUGAAACUGGACUAGUGAAUCAUCCACCUUGGAACUUGAAAAUCAUCCAACUCUACGAAACUAGCUUAGUGAGGCAUGGAUUGAUGACGUUAGGUCCCACUGGAGCCGGUAAAACCAAGUGCAUUCAUACAUUGAUGAAAGCCAUGACCGAGUGUGGAAAACCUCAUAAAGAGAUGAGGAUGAAUCCGAAAGCGAUAACCGCUCCACAGAUGUUUGGUCGAUUGGAUGCCGCAACAAAUGAUUGGACUGAUGGUAUAUUCUCAACUCUGUGGCGUCGUUCCCUAAAAACGAAGAAAAAUGAGAAUGUUUGGAUUGUUCUUGAUGGUCCUGUUGACGCUGUAUGGAUAGAAAAUUUGAAUUCUGUCCUGGACGACAAUAAGACUCUGACAUUGGCCAACGGAGACAGAAUUGUAAUGGCGCCGAAUUCAAAACUGGUGUUCGAACCAGAUAAUGUCGACAAUGCUUCUCCAGCCACUGUCUCUCGUAUGGGUAUGGUGUUUAUGUCUGCUUCAGUUCUAUCUUGGGAGCCCAUCCUAGAUGGUUGGCUCAAAACUCGUUCAGCAUUCGAAGUUGAAGUGCUGAGAAGUGUCUUCUCAAAAAUAUACAACGAUGCUCAUAUUUUUGUGCAGUCAAAACUCAAUCCAAAAAUGAAGAUUAUUGAAGCUUUGUACAUAAGGCAGUGUACAGACAUUCUUGAUGGCAUUAUCCAAGUCAGUGAAGAUGGCAGGAGAGAGGAGAAAUCUGACAAGAAAGCCUACACAAAUAAACAUUUAGAAAAACUAUUCUUGUUUGCACUAAUGUGGAGCUUAGGUGCAGUUCUAGAAUUGGAUGAUCGAUUUAAAUUGCAGGAGUUUCUACUGAAACAUGAGUCCAAACUAAGUUGGCCGAAAUUUGAAUCAGAACAAGAUACAUUAUUCGAUUAUGUUGUUGAUGACUCUGGAAAUUGGCAGCAUUGGACUGAAAGGGUUGAAGAGUUCAUAUAUCCUACCGACUCUAUUCCUGAAUAUGCCAAUAUUCUUGUCCCGAACGUAGAUAAUGUGCGAACUGGCUUCCUUAUACAGACUAUAGCCAAACAAACAAAAGGCGUUCUCUUAAUAGGAGAACAAGGAACUGGAAAAACUGUUAUGAUUAAGAGUUUUAUGCAGCAGUACAAUCCUGAAGUGCAUUUGUGUAAAAGUUUGAAUUUCUCGUCAGCAACAACACCGAAUCAUUUCCAGAGGACGAUUGAGAGUUACAUUGAUAAGAGAGUUGGUACUACUUAUGGACCUCCCAACAAUAGGAAACUGUCCGUUUUCAUUGAUGAUAUCAACAUGCCAGUUGUGAAUGAAUGGGGAGACCAGGUAACUAAUGAAAUUGUACGACAGCUGAUGGAAAUGAGUGGUUUCUAUUCCUUGGACAAGCCUGGAGAUUUCUCUACUGUUCUUGAUAUUCAAUUUUUAGCUGCAAUGUGUCACCCUGGUGGAGGAAGGAAUGAUAUACCUCCACGAUUGAAAAGAAGAUUCUGUAUUUUCAAUUGUACUCUGCCAUCUGAUAGGUCAAUGGAUAAAAUAUUUGGAGCCCUUGCUGAAGGAUACUUCUGUCCUGAGAGAUUCAAGGAAGAGAUAGUCGAAUUUGUACCAAAAUUAGUUCCUCUCACGAGGAUAAUGUGGCAGAAAGUAAAGAACAAAAUGCUCCCUACUCCAGCAAAGUUUCAUUAUGUAUUCAACUUGAGAGAUUUAUCUCGUAUAUGGGAGGGAAUACUGAAUAUUCAGGAUGCAGAGUGUUCAGAUAUUGCAAUGCUUUUGAAACUUUGGAAGCAUGAAGCAACCAGAGUGAUCGCUGAUCGGUUCACAAAUUUCGAAGAUAGGCAAUGGUUUCAUAGUAACAUGAAGAACCUUGUAGAAAUGGAAUUAGACGAAGAAGAAGCUUAUUCUUAUGAAGACAAAGAAACUUAUUUUGUUGAUUUCCUAAGAGAAAUUCCCGAACCGACUGGAGAUGAGCCUGACGACUUUGUGCUAGAAGCGCCCAAAAUAUAUGAAGAGAUACCAAGCUGGGAUUUUUUGAAACAUAAGUUGGCAGGCUUUAUUGAUGGCUACAAUGAAGUUGUAAGAGGAGCGAAAAUGGACAUGGUAUUCUUCCAUGACGCAUUAGUGCAUCUCAUGAUAAUAUCCCGUAUUAUUCGAACACCCAGAGGUAGUGCGCUUCUUGUUGGCGUUGGUGGAUCAGGCAAACAAUCUCUCACUAAAUUAGCAUCUUUCAUAGCCAACUACCACUCGCAUCAGAUUACAUUAACCCGAGCAUAUAAUGUUCAAAAUUUCAUGGAUGACUUGAAACUUGUAUAUAGAGUAGCAGGGGUACAAGGACAAGGAAUAUCAUUCAUCUUCACAGACAACGAUAUCAAGGAUGAAGCAUUUUUGGAAUACAUGAAUAACAUUCUGAGUGUUGGUGAAGUGGCAAAUUUGUUUGCGAAGGACGAAUUGGAUGAAAUUACAAGUGAUUUGGUUCCAAAAAUGAAGAAAAAAGAACCAAAAAGACCCCCUACCGUUGAUAAUUUGUAUGAUUUUUUCAUUAGGCAAUCACGAAAAAAUUUUCACGUGGUCCUAUGUUUCUCUCCAGUUGGUGAAAAAUUCCGUUCAAGAUCUCUUAAGUUUCCUGCUCUUAUCUCGGGUUGUACAAUUGAUUGGUUCUCAAGGUGGCCUAAGGACGCUCUAGUAGCAGUGUCUCAGCACUUUUUGCAUUCUUUCCCUGUAGUAUGCUCGGCUGAAAAUAAACGUAAACUCAUUUUAUUGAUGGGAGAAAUCCAUGAUAAUGUAGCCGACACUUGUCUCCAGUAUUUUGAACGAUUCAGAAGGCAGAUUUAUGUGACGCCCAAGUCAUAUCUGUCGUUUUUAGCCGGCUAUAAAACAGUGUACAGUGAACGGCACAAAGGCAUUGAUUUACUCGCUAAUCAAAUGAAUGUUGGUCUUGAAAAACUGGCAGAUGCAGCACAAAGUGUCGAUGUACUACAGAAAGAUCUUGUUGAGAAAGAGAAAGAGAUUAUUACGGCGACUGCUAAAGCUGAGGAGGUUCUAGUGUCAGUUUCCGAGGUAGCAGCAGCAGCAGAAGAGGUCAAGAAAGAAGUAUCAGAGGUGGCCGAGAAGGCGAAAGCUCUUUUCGAUGUCAUUUCGGCUGAUAAAGCUGUGGCCGAAGACAAACUGGAGGCUGCAAGACCAGCACUGGAGGCUGCAGAAGCUGCCCUUCUCACCAUCAAAGCUGCCGACAUAGCGACGGUCAGAAAACUUGGAAAACCGCCAUUCCUGAUUACUUUAAUCAUGGACUGCGUUUUGAUAUUAUUCGGAAAAAAAGUUGAAUCCGUUCACCCAGAUAUGAAUAAACAGUUUCUAACCCCGAAUUGGGCAGAAUCUUUGAAAAUGAUGGCCGAUACAAGAUUUCUCUACAACUUACAGAAUUUUCCGAAAGACAACAUCAAUGCUGAAACAGUUGACUUGAUGAUCCCUUACCUCACCUACAGUCAGUACACCUAUGAAAAUGCGAAAGUCGCCUGCGGAAAUGUAGCUGGGUUGAUUUCAUGGACGAUUGCUAUGAAGGACUUCUAUGAAAUCAAUAAAGAGGUUCUUCCUCUGAAAGCGAAUCUAGCUGUUCAACAAAGCAGACUGAAUGCGGCGGAUAAAAAAUUGAAGGAAGCUGAAGAGCUGCUCCAAGCGAAAGAAGAUGAGUUGGCUGAAGCGCAAGUUGAAUUUGACACUGCCAUGGCUGCUAAACAGGAAGUGCUUGAUGUUGCCAAUCGUUGCAAGACGAAAAUGAAUGCAGCCAACGCCCUGAUCAGUGGGUUGUCGGGAGAACAGAAGAGAUGGACUGAACAGUCUGCUCAAUUCAAAUCGGAGAUCGAAAGACUGAUUGGAGAUGUCCUCAUACUUACUGGAUUCCUCACUUAUUGUGGUCCAUUCAAUCAAGAAUAUCGUUUGAUUCUCCAAAAGUAUUGGUACUAUGAACUGAAGUCCUUGAGAAUCCCAUUGUCUGAGAAACUGAAUAUAAUUGAAAGCUUAGUUGAUCAGCCAACUAUAAGUGAAUGGAACUUGCAAGGAUUACCUAGUGAUGAUCUUUCUAUAGAAAAUGGUAUUAUAGUCACGAAAGCAUCAAGGUUUCCACUUAUCAUCGAUCCACAGAGUCAAGGAGUGCAAUGGAUCAAACACAAAGAGAAGGAUUUCGAUCUUCAGGUUACAACACUGAACAACAAGUAUUUUAGAAACCAUUUGGAAGACUGUCUCUCAUUGGGUCGCCCUCUACUCAUUGAAGAUGUACUAGAAGAACUUGAUCCAGCUUUAGAUAAUGUACUUGAGAAGAAUUUCAUAAAAGUUGGCACUUCACUCAAGGUGAAGGUUGGUGACAAAGAAACCGAUAUAAACAGCAAAUUCCGUUUGUACAUAACCACAAAAUUGGCCAAUCCCAUGUACACUCCGGAAAUCUCUGCCAGAACCUCUGUCAUUGAUUUCACAGUUACAAUUAAAGGACUGGAAGAUCAGUUGUUGGGUCGUGUGAUUCUCACAGAGAAGAAAGAAUUGGAAACUGAAAGAACUGCAGUUAUCCAAGAAGUAACUGCCAAUAGACGUAGAAUAAAGGAAUUGGAACAAAAUCUUCUACUAAAACUCACCACUGUUCAAGGAUCUCUUGUUGACGACGACAGUGUGAUAUCUGUGCUGAAUGUGACUAAAGAUACAGCUAUUUCAGUGAAUGAGAAACUGAGGAUAGCUGCACUCACCGAACAGAAGAUCAAUGCAGCGCGUGAAGAAUUCCGUCCAGUCGCCACAAGAGGAAGCUGCCUCUAUUUCCUCAUCGUCGAAAUGUCGCUGGUCAACUGCAUGUAUCAAACAUCACUCGUACAGUUCCUUGAGAGAUUUGAUAUUUCAAUGGCAAGAUCAGAAAAGAGUGUUGUUGCCAGCCGGAGAAUUGUAUUCAUAAUUGAUUAUCUCACUUACGACAUCUUCCAGUAUAAGUGCAGAGGACUGUAUGAGAAUCAUAAAUAUCUCUUCACAAUCCUACUAGCUCUCAAAAUAGACCUCCAGUCAGGAAACAUAUCAUUUGAAGAGUUCCAGAAUUUUAUCAAAGGAGGAGCCGCUCUGGAUUUGAAUGCUUGUCCUCCAAAAACUAUCAAAUGGAUUACCGAUAUUACAUGGCUCAACCUAGUUCAACUGUCAUCAUUGAUGCCCUUCAAAUACAUCCUGAACCAAAUAGCUCAAAAUGAAAAGGCAUGGAGGAAUUGGUAUGAAAAACCAGCUCCUGAAGAAGAAACUAUUCCUGAUAAUUUCGAAUCCAUGGACCAAUUCAAAAAACUGCUGAUUAUAAGAGCUUGGUGUCCUGAUAGAACCCUAUCUCAGUCGAAAAAAUAUUUGGCUUCAUCUCUUGGAGUGAGGUUUACUGAGCCUGUUAUAUUGAAUAUCGAAUCUCUGUUCGCUGAAUCUCGACCCUCAACUCCAAUGACUUGUUUCUUGAGCAUGGGAUCUGAUCCAACAUCCCUAAUUGAAACGGCCGCCAAAAGACAUGAAGUCGAAUUCAGAACAAUAUCAAUGGGGCAGGGCCAAGAGGUUCAUGCACGCAAAUUACUGAAUCUUUUCAUGAAUCAGGGUGGUUGGAUGCUACUGCAGAACUGCCACUUGGGACUUGAAUACAUGGCAGAGCUGUUCUUGUCCUUGACCGAAGCAGAAAACUUUCAUCCGGAUUUCAGAAUAUGGAUCACCACAGAGCCUCAUCCCAAGUUUCCAAUCAAUUUACUCCAGAUAUCCAUACAUUUCACAAAUGAGCCACCUCAAGGAGUUCGAGCUGGACUUCGUCGUACUUAUGCAACACUGAGUCAAGACACAUUGGAAUUCUCCAGAGCUUAUCAGUACCUACCAAUGUUGUACGCUGUCUCAUUUCUUCACACUGUUGUACAAGAGAGAAGGAAGUUUGGUCCAAUAGGCUGGAAUAUUCCGUACGAGUUCAAUUGGGCUGAUUGGUAUGCUUCAACGCUAUUCAUCCAAAAUCAUCUCGACGAAAUCGAUCCAAAAGUUGGUGUCAGUUGGACAACAGUCAGAUACAUGCUGGGAGAGGUUCAGUACGGUGGACGUGUAACCGACGAUUACGACAAACGGCUGCUCAACACUUUUGCUCGAGUCUGGUUCUGCAAGGAAAUGUUCGGCGACGCUUUCGUGUUCUUCACGGGUUACAAGAUAAUGACUUACAAAAACAUACACGACUAUUUGGAAGCAAUAGGAAAUCUACCUGCGGUGGAUCAUCCUGGAGUCUAUGGCUUGCAUGCCAAUGCUGACAUUAUUUAUCAGAGUAACACGGCCAAAGAGUUGCUGGAUACAAUCAUUUCCAUACAACCGAAAGAGUCGUCAAUUGGUGGAUCCGAGACUAGAGAAGUGAUUGUGGGAAGGGUUUGUAGUGAUAUGCUUAGCAAACUUCCCAACGACUAUGACCCAUACCUUGUAAAAGAGAGGCUGAAGAUAAUGGGUAUCCUCUCUCCAAUGAAUAUAUUCUUGAGACAAGAGAUCGAUAGGAUGCAGAAGGUGAUCACAGCCGUACGAAAAACUCUAAAAGACUUACUCCUUGCUAUUGAAGGAACCAUUAUUAUGAGUGAGAAUUUAAGAGACGCUCUAGACAAUAUUUACGAUGCAAGGAUCCCGCACAUUUGGAGACGUGUAUCAUGGCAAUCUUCUUCGCUUGGAUUCUGGUUUACUGAAUUACUUGAGAGGAAUGCUCAAUUCUCUACCUGGUUGUUCAACAGACGUCCUCAUCAAUUUUGGAUGAGUGGAUUUUUCAAUCCACAAGGUUUCUUGACUGCUAUGAGGCAGGAAGUAGCAAGAGCUCACAAAGGAUGGCCACUCGAUUCGGUUGUGCUUCACAAUGAAGUGACUAAAUUAAUGAAAGAAGAAAUUAAAUCGUCACCCCAGGAAGGUGUCUAUGUGUACGGAUUGUUUUUGGAGGGCGCUGGUUGGGACAAGAAGAAUUGCAGGCUGACUGAGGCAACCCCCAAGAUUCUUUCGCAGUUGAUGCCUGUCAUUUGGUUGUUUGCCAUCAAUAGCACAGGCCCAAAAAGUCCUACUUUAUAUGUUUGUCCAGUUUAUAAGAAACCAAACAGAACUGACUUGAAUUUUAUCACUCCUUUGUGGCUACCUGGCAGAUUUACACCGGAUCAUUGGACAUUGAGGGGUGUGGCGCUCUUAUGUGAUAUAAAAUAAAGCUCUAAUAGACAACUCAGAGCAAGCAAUCAGGUUACCCCGUUACAUCAAGAAUUUUUUAUUUUGCAAAAUAUGCAGCUGUAAAUUCAUAAAUUGUCAAUAAAUAUUUCUCGAACUUGUUACUUCAA
Messenger RNA from Nilaparvata lugens (brown planthopper), 13746 nucleotides. It is a transcript of the gene kl-3, whose product is annotated as dynein heavy chain 8, axonemal. The record is from RefSeq and is a predicted model, not a curated record. Gene Ontology annotation, biological process: microtubule-based movement. Bases 191 to 13618 code for a protein of 4475 amino acids. Gene Ontology annotation, molecular function: ATP hydrolysis activity; dynein intermediate chain binding; ATP binding. The transcript is spliced from 53 exons. Gene Ontology annotation, cellular component: dynein complex. NCBI's taxonomy places the organism in Eukaryota, Metazoa, Arthropoda, Insecta, Hemiptera, Delphacidae.